This is a messenger RNA of Rhizoctonia solani, 4674 nucleotides long. RefSeq names its product Retrotransposable element Tf2 protein. The transcript is spliced from 3 exons. The coding region runs from base 1 to 4674 and encodes 1557 amino acids. Gene Ontology annotation, biological process: DNA integration. NCBI's taxonomy places the organism in Eukaryota, Fungi, Basidiomycota, Agaricomycetes, Cantharellales, Ceratobasidiaceae. Gene Ontology annotation, molecular function: zinc ion binding; nucleic acid binding. The record is from RefSeq and is a predicted model, not a curated record.
AUGGCAACCCGUUCCCGGACGGCCUCUCAAGCCCAAUCCCCCUUCGAUUCGGGACACCUGGAACCCCAGCUUCCGCCAACCUCCUCUAUUGAAUAUGGCGAAGUCUCCCUUGAACGAGUCACCCGACUCCUCCUUGGCCUGCUUGGCCAAGUUGAGCGCCUCGAGCGAGAAGUCGCCGAGAUUAAGGAAGCAGGGAUCGAGACCCGGACAAACGUCAAAAACAUCUCACAAACCGUCGAUGUUGUCAAGGAUGGUCUCAAGUCCCUCCAACUCCAAGGCCCCCGCACACCCGAAGGACCCCAAGCCAAGGCUGUGGAAGAAACGCCACGCCCCCUACCAAAAGCCAAGCCUAUUGGAUCGACUAGUGGGGUCUCCUUCUGGGCAGAACCACCCAGGGCACUCCCAGGCCUCGCCCAACCUACCCCAAGAAGAGCCGCACCCCCGCGAGUCCCGUCUCCCCCUCCAUCUCCGCGUCUCCGAUCCCCCAUCAGAGCCCCUGUCCCUCCUCCACCGGCUCCAGUUGCCGCAUACCCUGCCCCGGUCAAAGUAGACCAUCCAGAUGCCUACACAGGCAAGAUCGGGAGCGAAGCCAAGCAGUGGCUCACAAGGAUGCUGGCUUGGACCCGGCUCAACGCGCGCAUGUUCCCCACGGACCAAGAGGUCCUAUCUUUCCUUCUAAUGAACAUGAAGGACUCAGCAGGCGCAUGGGCCCAUCCACACCUCGACCAGCUUGGAUCACACCGGGCCAUUAUCCAAACGGUCGAGGGUUUCAAGGUGGAAUUCCUGGCAGCAUUUGGCGACCCUGACGCCACAAGGGCCGCCGAGCGGAAAAUCACAACCCUCACCCAGUCCGGCACCUGCGCGGACUAUAUUACGAAGUUCAGGACUCUUGCCAUGGAACUGGACUGGAACGACGCGGCCCUUAGAGGCCAAUUCGCCCGUGGCCUCCAUUGGGAGGUCAGCCGUCAAAUCGCGACCCGCGAACACAGGCCCCGCACACUCCUCGAGCUGCAAAAUGCAGCACUCGUCAUCGACAACGCUCUCCGUGAAGAGCGCGCUAGCCACCCGCCAAGGGAUACUAAGUCUAGCAAGCCACAAAAUCCCGCAAGGGGGACGAGUACCGGUCAGUCUAAUACCGGUUCAAAAAAACUCUCCGAUGAUCCCAACUUCGUAUCGGAGGAAGAAAGAAAUCGCCGCCGCGCCGCCGGCGCCUGCAUCAAAUGCGGCAAAAUGGGCCACAAAUUCGCGGAAUGCCGCACGGGCUGGAAGGCUACCCCGAUUGAGGAUAAGGGGAAGGCCAAGGAAACCGCCAAAUUUGGCGAAGACUCUGAAUCCCAAUCGGGAAAAGAUAAUUGUAUAGAGAUUUGUCAUGUAUCUACUGCCUCGAAAUCUUCACCACUUUUUACCAUCUCUAUACAACCAAAGCAAGCGGAACCAAUAGAAGUCCUGAUUGAUUCAGGCGCCACAUCAUCCUUCCUACAUCCCCGUACAGCGGAACUACUCCGCCUUCCUCUAAUAGACCUUCCCCAACCACGCACCGUUACCAUGCUCGAUGGGUCGAGCCCCCAGGCUGGCAAGAUCUGGAAGAAGGCUAACCUAACCUUCUCCUUCGAUGGCAAACGUAUGACGGAGACCUUCCUUAUCUGCAAUACAGGGUCUCAUGCCGCUAUCUUAGGAUUGAAAUGGUUGGAUGCCCAUAACCCAGAGAUUGAUUGGAAUCUGCGUACCCUCUCCUUCCCCCACACACCACCAGAACAGGUUGCCAUCGCUGAGGAAGAAGAAGCUGAUAAAAACCCUCUUGAAGGAGUACCCCCCAAAUACCAUCAAUACGCCAAGGUAUUUGGAGAAGAAGAAUUCAACAAGCUUCCUCCUCACCGGCAUUACAACAUUGGAAUUGAACUCACGGAAGAAGGACCCUUGAAUUCACCCCUCUAUAGUAUGACCAAUGUCGAAUCGGCCACACUCAAGGAUUGGCUUAAGGACGAACUCAAAGCUGGGAAGAUCCGUCCCAGUAAAUCACCCAUUAGCUCCCCCGUUAUGUUCGUCCCCAAGAAAGAUGGCUCCCGCCGUUUGGUUGUAGACUACCGUCGCCUUAAUAACCGGACCAAGAAGAACGUUUAUCCCCUACCUCGUCCUGAUGACUUAAUGGCCCAACUCCGUGGCGCCAAAGUCUUCACUAAAUUAGACCUACGAUGGGGUUACAAUAACGUCCGGGUUAAGGAGGGUGACGAGUGGAAAACGGCUUUCCGCACCAAGUACGGCUUGUAUGAGUCCCUGGUUAUGACUUUUGGUUUAACAAACGCCCCCGCCGCCUUUCAGCACUUCAUGAACGAGUUGUUCAAAGACUUGUUGGACGUAUGCGUCAUCAUAUACUUAGAUGACAUCCUAAUCUACUCUAAGGAUGACGCAUCCCACACUCAACACGUUCAUGAGGUCCUACGGCGCUUACUCGAGAACCAACUGUUUUGCAAGGCUUCCAAAUGCACAUUCCACAUCACCUCAGUGGAAUACCUAGGGAUAAUCGUGUCGGACAAGGGAUUCAGCCUGGACAAGCUCAAAAUCCAGGCAGUUCAGGAAUGGCCUACACCAACUAAAGUCAAGGAAGUACAGUCGUUCCUGGGUUUUGCAAACUUCCUACGCCGCUUUGUGGCCAACUUCAGUCACAUGGCCCGGCCGUUACACAACUUGGUCAAAAAGGACACGCCCUGGAAAUGGGACACGAAGGAGCAAGAAGCAUUCCAAGGCCUGAAAGACGCUAUCACCAAUGCCCCGGUACUCUGCCACGCCGACCCCUCCAAACCUUACUUUCUGGAAACAGAUGCCUCCGGCGCAGCACUAGGUUCCAUACUAAGUCAACGCCAGGAAGAUGGUCGCCUACACCCCCUAGGUUUCUUGUCAGAAUCGUUCAAAGGUGCCGAACAGAACUACGACACCCACGACAAAGAACUGUUGGCAAUUAUCCGGUCCUUUGAGUACUGGCGCAUAUUCCUGGAAGGCACUACGCAUCCCAUCACCGUUUUACCAAUCACCGCAAUCUGGAGAUAUAACUUCCAGAUCGUGUACAGACCAGGGAAACAGUCCAGGAAACCAGACGCAUUGUCACGACGAGCGGAUCACGCCAAUAUUCCUCCUGAACCUCAAUCCAUGCUCCCAGAACCAGUCUUUGCCAACCUCGCCCUGAUAACGCCGGAAAAGGAACUACAACGCCAAAUUGAACAGUCUCUCGACCAAGACGAGUCUCUGGAAGAAAUCCUUCAAUUCCUCCAGAACGAAUCAAAAGCACCCCCUUCCAUCAAACGCGCUUUCAAAGAUUAUGAAAUGGAAGCCGGGUUAUUGUUCUAUCAAGGUCGCAUUGUAGUCCCAGAUGUGGGCACCCUGAGAACGGAUCUGCUGCGGAUAUUCCAUGAUAGCCCCUUAGCCGGACACCCUGGUAGACAGCAAACCUUGGAACUGGUGUCACGUAACUACUACUGGCCAGGAAUACGCGCAGAUACGUAUUGGCACGUGGAUUCCUGUGAGACAUGCCAACGAAUCAGAAAACCCAAAUACGCGUCAAUUCCCCCACAGCCGCUCGAGCUCCCAUCCAGGCCAUGGCAACACGUCUCCUAUGACAUGAUUGUAGACCUACCAAAGGAUGGAAACCACGACUCCAUCUUGGUCAUAAUAGACAGCUUCACCAAGUAUGGGAUCUUUGUCAAAUGUUCUAAGAAGCUGAAGGCACCUGAGCUAGCAGAGCUCUUCCUAGAACACGUGUGGAAACGCCACGGCAUGCCCGAAAAAACGAUCUCUGAUAGGGGAAGGGUGUUCAAUAACAAGUUCCUGAGAGCACUGUACAAGCGGCUAGGGAUAGAUCCCCAUUUCUCAUCGGCAUAUCAUCCACAGAGCGACGGUCAAACUGAGCGGGUCAAUCCUUCAAUCGAACACUUCCUCAGGGCUUACUCAGGGGUCAACCAACGGGACUGGACCAAGUGGCUCCCAAUGGCAGAAUUCGCGUAUAACAACGCCGUCCAUAGCAGCACGGGCAAAACCCCCUUUAAAGCUCUGUAUGGAUGGGAGCCUACCUUAACCCCGUCCAACAUACCAACGGACGUCCCAGAAGCAGACAGUCUAGCCCAAACAAUGGAGGCCCAAUGGAAGGAGGUAGAAUCCGCCCUCCGGCAAUCUAAACAACGAAUGGUAGCCGGGGAAGAUGGUAACCCAACGGAGUUUGAGGUCGGAGAAGAAGCAUGGCUUGAUGCUAAGAACGUUAACCUCAAAACCCUAAGCCCCAAGCUCACAGAACAACGCUUAGGACCGUUCAAAAUCAUUGAGAAGAUCUCCGACCGCGCGUACCGCCUUGAACUCCCUCCUACCAUGAGGAUCCACAAUGUCUUUUAUGUAGGACUCCUGUCUAAAGUCAAAAGGGACAAAAAACGGGCGUUUGAGAACCGCCCGCCGCCAGUCACCAUAGACGGAGAAGAGGAAUACGAGGUCGAGGGAAUCACCGAUGCCAAAGAAAGGGAUGGGAAAUGGUUCUUCCGAGUCAAAUGGAAGGGAUACGGGUCCAAGGAAAACACAUGGGAACCUCGGGAAAACUUGAAAAAUGCGGAAAAAAUUUUAGAAAAAUACGAGAAAGAUAUGAAAAAGAAGGCCCUCGGCGCUGCCAAGGCCCUUAGAGGGGGGGCAGUGUCGUAG